UCAUGACAAUUUACUGAAUAUUAAUUCAUUCAAAUCUUUGAUAUCCAGGAGAAUCGUGAUCCAGAUCCAGUGAAAAAAAAACAAAAUGAAGUUCUCAAUUGCCUUCCUUACUCUUCUCUGUGUCUCAGCCAUCAGCUCUGCCCCUGUUCAAGAUGAGCCAACCCCAUUCCACAAGUUGAUCAUCAGUAUUGUCGAAGGUUUCGUCCAACAAUUGGAAAAACAAAUUCCCGGAUGGGUCAACACCAAGCCUCUUGAAGACAAUGUUGUCAAUGUCGUCAACUCCAAAUUGGAAGCUGGUGCUCUCCCUGUUGGCUGGAAACCCGACUUGAGUCUCCAAGACAAUGUUAGCAAUGGUGUCAAAGAUUGGUUGAAUUCACUCAAGAUUCCUGACUUCGACAUGAGCAAAUCUCUUGCUGAAAAUGUUAAGGCUCUUGUUAACGACGCUUUCGCCAAACUCAACGCUCCAUCCUGGUUCCCCAAAGAUCAAAUGGCUACCGCUUUUGACAAUUUCAUCAUUGAUUCCCUCAAGAACCUCAACAUCCCAAACAUUGAUGUAGAAAAGAGCGUUUCAGUCAACAUUGACGCUUACGUCGCUGCUUCUCUCGCCAAUUUGGGAACAAUUGACCCUAAAGCUCCUUUGGAAACCACCAUUGACAAAUCUCUCGUCAGUGCUCUUGGAUUGAUCAAAUUCCCUGGUUACUCAGAAAAGGCAACCCUCGAAGACAACGUUGCUACUUUCCUCGCCCAAGUCCUCAAAAACUUACCCUUCUAGAUGUGCUAUCUAAUUUAAAUGAUAAACCUAAAUCAUAAAACCGAUCUUUAUUUUUUCUAAAUAAAAAUUAUUUAAUGAAUUAA
This is a messenger RNA of Tetranychus urticae (two-spotted spider mite), 855 nucleotides long. RefSeq lists its product as uncharacterized. The record is from RefSeq and is a predicted model, not a curated record. NCBI's taxonomy places the organism in Eukaryota, Metazoa, Arthropoda, Arachnida, Trombidiformes, Tetranychidae.